CCCCAUGUCCACACCCGCCCCCGCGCAGGCCCGGUGCAGGGAGCUUUCCCGUGGCCCCUCGGCUCUGCGGGUCACUGGCGGUGCUGUUGAAAUUAGGGGCUGGUUUACAUGGGACUUGUGGCCUGUUGUUAGAGGUGCGGGGAGAGAUCUGGCUGCCUUAGCCCCCGGCGCGUUUUCCUGGGGGGCCUUGCACACAUGGGCAAGGUCUAACCGACCUUUGAGGUCAGGGGGAACCCCGUGUUGCUGCUUAUGUUCACUGCUCCUCUGGGGGUCUGGCAGCCUGGACACUGGAGUUGGUUUCCAUAUCAUGUCAGUUUCACUGCACUAGGGAGUGGAGGUUUCCAAAUUGCAGGGGAAAGUGCAUGUUCAAAAACAGCUGUUUCCACUGGCACCUUUUUCAGAAGGGUUGGUUGGGUUAGAAUUUCAACAGGACGGCAGAUUUGAGAGGGCACCUUAAAAAUCGCUGUUGGCUGCUCAUUAGCUGUUCAUUCAGACUUUUUGCCGCUGCAGGAGAGGGCUACAAACGCAGUAGUCAACUUCACCUGCAUUUAGUCCGUUUCACUUUGUCAGGAGCACAGUGGCGCAUGGCAGAUUCAUGCAUUUUUGGUUAAAGAAAAAAGUUUGUUGAAUUGUUUAUAUUUGAUAUAAAAACGGAGACAAUCGGAGUAUUUGUAACAGUGUUGAUUGGUUACCUGUUGCCCUGAUAGUGAAGGUGAAUUUAUACAAGAGGGAACCCAGCUGUAAGAUUGGGGCCUGUAUUUUGAUCCAAACUCAACCUCAUAAUGUCUUUUCCAAUUGCAUGAACUAGACCAGAGAUUAUUUUCUGUGAUAAGGAAAGAGAGUUUUGACGCACAGGGCUUACAGUCCAGAGCCCUGGAUCCUAUUCCAAAUUCUGUCACCUCUGUUUCCAAAUCUUUAAAAUGUGGUUAGGGGUUACUGACUAUAGCCUGCUGCUGCAAGAACAAGCUGUUUGUAGAUUAUAGAAAUUGAAGUAAAAAAAAGAUGAGGGAUAUUCCUUGUACAAGUAAAUGAGAACAAUUCUGGGUAGUCAUUUGUUUUAGGCCUCUUUCUGAUUACUAUCCUUCUGUUUCCUGAGCUGCAGUGUUACAUAAUUUUCCUGACUAAUUUCUUUCUACUUCAGUUACCACUUUUGUAGUCAUGCUUUUUGUGAAGUCACGAGAGGCACCAGUGUGUUUGGAAGUGCAAGUAGGGUAACAUUGGGAAAGACUGGUGGAUUUUCAGGUAUGUAAAACUUCUGCUGUAGCAGCAGACAAGUUUUCCCCUUUGGAUUUUGCAUGCUGUCAAGUUCUGCAAUGUUUGGUGGAGAAAAACACACCAACUUUCUAAAGUACAAGUAUCAGAAAUCAGGGAUGUGUGAGCACAGCUGAACUGGCACAAGUUCUAAAGCUCAUCAUAAAAUAUCUUUCUCUGGGUAUGACUCUUGAGCCUUGUUCUAGGUAUGCUGCCUGAUGGUUUUUCUUUAGUCUCUUGAUUGCAUUUGCUGUUUUCUAACAGGUUUAUUGUUUCUGCAGGUAUUUUAUUGCCAAGCCCCAGUGGAAGCCUCAUCUUUCAGACUUUCUGUGGUGGAUUUGGUUGAGCCAAAUUUGUAUCUGACUUAUCUGGUCUGGGCCUUGUCAUCUCUGGCAGACGAUACAUUUUGGAUUAAGACAAUAAUAAGCUUGUAACAAGGGGUGCAAUGUCAUCUGUGGAACAACAGGGAGAACCACCUCCGGUGUCCAACUCAUCCAGUACCUGUGAAGUAGUGGAGGCAGAUAGUGUAAAUAAGUAUGAGGCAGUCGCACCGCACUGGUUUUACAGCAAGGUAAUCGACUCUAGAGAGAGGUGGAUCCCGUUCAGUCGGCAAGACUCAGAGAAGUUAGAAGAGGCCCACAACUCAAGGCGAGAGGAGGAGCAGCGGGUGGUUCCAGCGGAAGGGGGCAGGUACGACGUGCAUCUGCAGAAGCGGCUGCGCCACGCCGUGUACUGGGAGGAAGAGGUGUCGGAAGUGAGACGCUGCACCUGGUUUUACAAGGGGGACAAGGACAACAAAUAUAUUCCCUACCCGGAGAGCUUCAGCGAGGAGCUGGAGGAAACGUACAUGAUUGCUGUAACUUUGGACGAGUGGAAGAGGAAACUUGAGUCCCCCACCAGAGAAGUCAUUAUCUUGCACAACCCAAAGCUGAUGGUGCACUACCAGCCAGUGGCAACCUCUGAUGACUGGGGCCCCUCCCCCGCCGAACAGGGCCGGCCGAGGACUGUGAAGAGAGGAGUGGAGAACAUCUCGGUUGACAUCCCCUGCGGGGAGCCUCUGCAGAUAGAUCACUUGGUGUUCGUGGUUCAUGGAAUUGGGCCAGCCUGUGAUAUCCGGUUCCGGUCCAUCAUCCAGUGCGUCAACGAUUUCCGCGCCGUUUCCCUGAGCAUGCUGCAAGCGCACUUCAAGAAAGCCCAGGAGCAGCAACAGAUUGGCCGGGUGGAGUUCCUGCCCGUGAACUGGCACAGCCCCCUGCACUCCACAGGGGUGGACGUCGAUUUGGAGCGAAUCACCCUGCCGAGCAUCAACCGCCUGCGUCACUUCAUAAACGACACCAUCCUGGACGUGUUCUUCUACAACAGCGCCACCUACUGCCAGACCAUCGUGGAUACCGUGGCGUCAGAAAUGAACCGGCUCUAUCUGCUCUUCCUGCAGAGGAACCCUGACUUCAAAGGGGGCGUCUCCAUCGCCGGCCAUAGUUUAGGGUCACUCAUAUUGUUUGAUCUGCUAACAAAUCAGAAAGAUUCCUCUGAGGAUGAAGACGGCAAGAGAGAGGGGUCCCAGAUGGGUGCCUAUGAACGGGGAGACACUGGGGGAGUGAAAGAAAUCCUGAAGAAGCUUGAGUUGUCGGAGUACUACAGUGUUUUUGAGAAGGAGAGGGUGGACUCACAAGCACUGGCUGUGUGUACAGAGGAAGAGCUCAAAGACAUGGGAAUUCCCUUGGGCCCAAGAAUGAAGAUCCUUCACUAUGUAAGCUCCAAAGCGGGGUCACAGCAGGACGCUCAGCGGCAGGCCCCCCUCCCUGCUGGGAACGAGGCCAAGCGCGAAGAUGCCCCCAAAGCUGCGUUGGGGUCAGCCCCACAGCCGGGGUCCGGCAGCAGUGCCCGUGGCGGGGCCAAGCGCCAGAAUCUGGAUGUCGGGCUGGGACAGGUCUCCGCAAAUUACCCUCAGCUGGUCUACAAACCCAGCAUCUUCUUUGCUUUUGGCUCUCCCAUCGGGAUGUUUCUCACGGUACGAGGCGUGAAAAGGAUCGAUCCAGACUACAGCCUUCCUACCUGCAAGGGCUUCUUCAAUAUCUUCCAUCCCUACGACCCGGUCGCGUACCGAAUCGAGCCCAUGAUCGCGCCGGACCUGGAGUUCGAGCCCAUGCUGCUCCCGCAUCACAAGGGCAGGAAGCGGAUGCACUUAGAGCUGAGAGAGGGCCUGACGCGCAUGGGGAUGGAUCUCAAGAACAACCUCCUGGGCUCCCUGAAGAUCGCCUGGCAGUCUUUCACCAGAGCCCCGCUGCCCGCUGUGGAGGCAGCCGCCAGCGCCGAUGCUGAAAACGAAGCGGAGGCCAGUUUGGAGAAACAGACAGUCCACUCAGAUGCGACGCCCGAAGAGCCGGCGGCUGGCGGGAAGGAAGAGACGCCCCCCGUGAAUGUGGGAAUGCUCAACGGGGGCCAUCGGAUUGACUACGUGUUGCAGGAGAAGCCGAUAGAGAGUUUUAAUGAAUAUUUAUUUGCACUGCAAGGCCACCUUUGCUACUGGGAGUCGGAAGAUACUGUUCUCUUGAUUCUGAAAGAGAUCUACCACACGCAGGGCAUUACCUUAGACCAGCCUCUCCAGUGACGGCAGGCCCCAGCUGCACUCUCCAGAUGACUUGAUAUGCCACCAAGGAACACUCAGCAGCAAAGCCUGGAUUCUCCUCUCUUCCUUCCUCUCCUGCUGCUGUAUCCUGCAUGCUGCUUCCCACGCGCCUCUGCUGCCCGGAGCACUGGGAGACUUUUCUCCUGGGGAGGGGGAUCAAGGCAAAAUCCUCCCUACCCCUGCGCCCAUGGUGCCACUCGUAGGCUCGUUCACUCCAGCACCGUUCAAUGGACUAGUCCAGCCCUCUCGUCUGCUCCAGCACUAGCUGUCCCCAGUAGAAAUCCAGCAGCGGGGGUGGGGAGCUGGUGUGGGGGAUUUCAGGGCCUCCAGAGACUCCUGGUUAGCGAGCACACGCUGCUUGUGGGAAAUGCCUGGAGUGCCCUGCUACAACAGCCCCACCGCGGGGCGGGCGGGGGGCUGGCUCUGGUCCUUCGGCGCACUACGGCCCAGCCUGGGUGGAUGGGCAAGGGCUGCUAAGAGCACGGAGUUUGGUUUCUUGCACCCUGGCUCUAUGCCGCAGGCCAAGGGACCCUGGCAGCCUCCCGUCUCCACAUGCAGGAGGGGGACAAGUGUCAUUAGCAGCCUGGAGGCUCUAAGGAGCAGCCCUAGGCCCAGAGCCCCCUCUGCCAGGGCCCUGUGUGCCCAAGCUUUGCUUUCCCCAGCCAGCGCCCCGGGACACAGCAACUGACUCUCACCCAGGGGAGCCGAACUGGACUCUUGUUUCCCACGGUGUCCUCUCACCUCCCCCGAGCUGGGUGUGCGAGGCACCAGAGGCGGGACGGGGGCUCCAGGUGAAGCCAUGAUGGAGUGUGAAGAUGCCCAGUUGCCGUUUAUCAACGGGCCGAGCCUGGGCUUUGCCAGAAUGCAGGCGGCCUAGCCCAAAGCAGGAUGUUCCUAGCACCCCCCCAGCCCUGAGCACCGUAGGCUGGCAUGUGGCCUGACCCCGGCUGGAUUCCAGCUCUAAUUCCCUUCUCCUUUCACAGGCAAACCCCCUGCAGCAAGGGUGAGCCCUGUCCAAGGCCGAGAGGCAUCCGCCCCGCACUGCGGGGGCCAGACCAGCUCCACGGCCACUUCCUAGCAAAGCUGGAUCCAGUCAGGGGCUUGCUAGGAGUCCAAAGGGCUGCCCUGCUGUGUGCAGCGAGGGAGACACUCAGUGCAAUACAAGAGCCCAACACUCCCUCUCCCUACACCCCUGGGGGCACCACAGGCCAACCUCCGUGACACUAAUGCCAACUUCACAAAGGCAGAGACCCCUACUGUUGUGCCCAGCCAUGGCCUGGGCCGCAUUAAGCAGCAGGUGCUGACCUGGUCAAGAUGCACAGGCGGGGCGGGGCAUGGGGCAGUGACGCUGGUAA
This is a messenger RNA of Pelodiscus sinensis (Chinese soft-shelled turtle), 5235 nucleotides long. The record is from RefSeq and is a predicted model, not a curated record. Lineage: Eukaryota; Metazoa; Chordata; Testudines; Trionychidae.